AUGGUGGCAGACGGCGAGUCGCUACAACUGACGCGUGUCUUCAGUGUGUGCCUCGAGGUUCCCGCGUGCGGCGCGGGGGCGGUCGUGACGCUCACGGAUGUGUACUUGGGGCCGCGACUGGCAUCGGACAUGGUUUCGUACGGCAGUCUCGAGAACAGAGAUUUUUCCUCAAGCACGACGGCGACAAGCGCUCGCUCGGAGCAGCGAUGGUGCGGUCAAGUUCGUUGUCGCGAUCGACAGCAACGUGCUGUAUUUCGUGACGACGACCACGCGCGACAAGGAUGA
Molecule: messenger RNA, 285 nt
Organism: Peronospora matthiolae
Lineage: Eukaryota; Oomycota; Peronosporomycetes; Peronosporales; Peronosporaceae
Source: the annotation of a GenBank genome assembly